CGCGAAGGAAAAUAAAUUUGUUAUACCAUGAACUGUACGUUAUACACCUAUUCCAUCUAUCCGAACAGCUGCAUUUUAAUUUUGCGUUUUUUAAAUAUUGAGUGUUACAGCAAAUAUAAGGGGGUAAUUUAUUGCGUUUUCAGCAGUCUCAUUACAGCGAGAGAUGACGUAGGAGUGGCGUAACCUUUCCGUCGGGAAAAUGGCAGAAAGACAGUUCAGCGGUGUUGUUAUACGUUGGCUAACUGAAAAGUACGACUGGUCUAAUAUUUAAAUUUAAAAUAAGGAUGAACUGGUUCACUGUUCACAUCAUAGGUUUUCUGCGUGCCAGACGAAGCUGGAGUUAAGUGAAGGAGUAGUAGCCGACAGCAUCACACAAGACUUUCUGAUCGAGGACAUCUCUAAGCUGCUGUCAGCCAUCUUCAAAGAUGUCCGACUAUCUGGCAAGAGAAUUCAGGGCCCAGUUGGCUGCAACCAUGGACUCGGUCCUGAGGAGGGCCAUGCUUGAAAUAAUGAAGAUCUUUGAGAAGAGCCUACAUGACCAUCAAAGGGAGUUGGUGCAAAAGGGAGAAGAGAUUGCUCAACUUAAAAUAAUGUUACAGGGAACAGAGAUCACACUAAGAGAGCGCGAGUGGGGACAUGAGAGAGGAGCUGAGGUGAAUAAAACUCAGAUGAAUGAAUUGCAAAGAGAGCCUAAAGAUGUUGUGAACGUCUCUGGACCAACUGCUGAUGUACCUGAGAUUGUUUUUGAAGUACCUGAUGAAUGGUGUGCUCCACUGGGCAGCAAGACUGUUACCAAACAAGACAACAGCUCGUGUCCCAGUGUAAGACUGCGCCAGCUGUACAUUCCUCUGUGUCACAUUCCAGUCAUCAAGCAGGAGAUGGAGAACCAUGACAUUGAGUCCCACCAGCAAAAGAAAGAUAGCAGGAGAUCAAGGAGAGGUUCCUCAUUAAAGGAAAGACACAAACAAACUCAAGGCAGAAGUACACCAAAGCAUGAGCAAGCAACUCGACGUCCACCAGUAAGGAACAACAUGAAAAUAUUGCUCCAAAACACAAAACAAGAUUGUAGCAACCAAAUGGGCAGACUAACGGGUCUUAGAAGAGGAAGGAGAAAUUCACCAGAAAAAGAGCACGAAAAUACACCAAAGAGUAAAAGAGAGGAAGGGAAAAUCACAACAGCUGAAUCCAAGUCCAAAGAACAGGAGAUGGCGGAAAGUGAUGACAGAAAAAAAUACUUAUGCAAGUUUUGUAAGAAGGAAUUUGAUACACUGUUCGGCCGAAGUGUGCAUGUGCGAUCACACAAGAGGUGCCAAGGGUGCAAAAGAGAGUUCCCUUUUCCAAGUGUUCUUAAGUGCCAUAAAACAUAUUGUCCAAAACUCAAGAAAUUGUUGGGAAAAAAAGCACAGUCCACUGAUUCCUCAAAAGCUCAGUCCUUUGAUAAUGAAAAAGCAGCUGCACUUAGAAAAAAACAGAUGACCCUUAACACAGAAAGCACACCUUCUAGUAAUUGCUGUGAAUCAUCUAUCCAGAAAAAGGGAUCCACCAAAAAACACACCUGCUUACAGUGCAACAAGACAUUUCAUUCAUGUCGCAGGAUGAAAGAGCACAUGCGUGUUCAUACGGGUGAAAAGCCAUUUCCGUGCAGCUUGUGCCCAAAGAAAUUUCAUGUUAACCGGUCACUCAAACUGCACGUAACGAGAAUGCACAAAGACCAGGUGGAGUCCAGUGAGGCAAAUGGAGGCCUUUCAUGGACUGUGCCUUUAGAGGUGAAUGAAGACACUCAAGAGGAUGUGAUUUCUCCUAGCAAAAACACAAUCCAAGAAGGCAAUCCAGGGAGACAGCGUGUCCCAAGAUGGCAAACAAUGGGCACACAGUGUGCUAAUGGUUUCACCUGCUUAUUGUGUCAGAAGCACAUGAGAAACAAAUACCUGCUGAUUGAACAUUUUCGCAUCCACACGGGGGAGAAGCCCCUCAAAUGUGACCGUUGUCCUGCAAAGUUUCGUUUUGGUGGACAGCUUAGCUUGCAUAAAAAAAAAUGCGGCAAUCCUGCUAUCCAGUGUGAAAAGUGUGAGAGGAAAUUCCCCUCACAAAUGAGGUAUGAUAGUCAUGUGUUUAAAUAUCACAGGGACUGCCCUCAUUUCUGCAAGGUUUGUGGGAAAGGCUUCGUCACUGAAGGACGCCUUAGGAACCAUAUGGGCCGCCAUUUAUAAGCCAGUAUACAGUUAGCGUCACCUGUUUGUGGACACCGAAAUGCUGGAUGUUGGCAUUUAUGCACUUACUGAUUGAUAUCGGGGUUUUAAAGUUAUAAAACAGAGUGCCUGUCUGUGUACGAAGGGGUCCUGUCCACCACCAAGUUCGAUUGUUCUUCCAAGGUUGUAAAGGGAUGAGCAGUAGAUUACUUGUUGUGAUACCAACACAAGUUGUGAUAUAUUUAAUUCUAUGAGGAAAUCCAAAGCAAGAAACAAAGUGGAAAAAAAUUGAAAAAUGUGUUUUUGUUUUUUCAUUGAAGUACUUGUUUAAUCCAACGUUGCUUUAAAGCAGACCUGCUCUUGUACUGUACUGUAAUAAAAAAAUGACUGCAAGGGUCUAAUACUUACUGAGAAAGUAGCUGUGUAAGAAGAUCUUUAUUUGUUAAAAAUCUUGCAGCAUACAAUAUCUCAUCAAAACCUCGUUGUGUCUAAUGAAACUAAAUGUAUACAUCUUUGUCUAUGUUUGCUCUUAUGACAGCUCACACAUUGUGUUAUGAAGUCCAAAAGUUUUAGCAGGAUUUGAGAAACUGCAUCACUCUGUCUUUCAGAGCAUCUGGGGGUCUCUGCUGGUGUGCUUGGUUAUUGAGUCAGACUUUUGGACAGGGCUUUAUGAUUGCUGAAUGUUUUUUGCUGGGCAAAAUGUUUUGGUUAUCCUGUAAAAUAACUUCAUAUGAUGUUUGAGUUCUGAAACAAGUCAGAAAAUCAUUUUAUUGAAUUUAAUUUCUAUAAAAGUGUUACGGUAGUGGUGCUAGUCCAUUUAUAUGUAUUGUAUACACUGAUCAGCCGCAACAUUAUAACCACUUGUUUAAUAUAAUGUAGGUCCCCCUUGUUCCAAAACAGCUCUGACCUGUCAGGGGGAAGUGACACAGGACCUCUGGGGGUAUUUUGUGUUCAAAAUGUUGGACCCGUGCGUUCAGGGUGGGGCCUCCGGGUACAUCCCACAAAUUCUCAUUCAGGUUGGGACCUGGGGAGUCUGCAGGCUGGUCCUAAAUACUGAUCUGCAAUGUUAGAUGGAUGGUGUGUGUCAGAGAACAUCCACGUGAUUGCCAGAGCUCGAGAUUUCCCGGCAGAACAUUGCAUUGUAAACUGAUGACAUGCUUUUCUUGACCUGUAAGUGGUUUUAAUGUGGUGGUUGAUCGGCGCGUAUAUGUAUAUACAUAUAUAUAUCCAACCGGGAGCGCUCACUUUUCUUAUCGCGAGACUUGCAAUAAUUAUCACAUCAUAGCUGCUAGCUGGAGAACGAGUCGCCGCAUCUUUGAAUGUGACUCAAACGGUUUCAUGGAUUUCAUGUCAGCCAGUGAAUAUAUCUGGCCAACGGCGGUCCAAAGGCAUUAUCGACCUGUAUCUUUGUCUAUUUAAAUUGCCUCUUUAUAUGUAGCUUGAGUGCUAGCUAUGACAGGCUAGCCUAGGACUGGCUGCGCUUCGUUUGUCCCCCUGUUUAUACGUUAGCUGUCGGUAAUGUUAACUAACAUAUCGUUACACUAGCGAAUACCGACAGCAUCGACUUUUCUCAAAUCUGUUUUGAAGAGCCAGUCAUAUAGCUAUAGGCUGGCUGUGUUUAUGUACUAUGCCACCUGGCUCUCCCCAUUUCACCGGAUUGCUUGUCAUCGCUGAAUAACUUAAAACGGUAGCGUUAGCAUGCAGGGUAAAACAGACUGUCUGGACACCAUAGCUUCUAUUGAGCUUGAUUGAAGCGUCGCACGGGUUGUCUGUCCUGAGAUAUUCAACCACAAAGAGACGGGGUUUUAAAAGCAAAUCGCUGCGGCAGGCGCUGUUGGAAACUGCGUAGCUACUUAGCAUGGCAACAUCUCAUGGCAGUUCAUAGAUGCCAGGGCAGAGGAGUGUAUAGUGGUAGCCGCAUCGUUCCUCAACUGCCUCUGGACGCCAGCCAUAGAGGAAAACGGCGGUGUCAAGCAGUUGUUCACAAUAAGACAACAUCACUGAAUCAAAGAACAAUGGAGUCUGUGAGGAGUGCUUUCCACGCUCAACUGGCCACCGUCAUGGACUCGCUACUGGCAGCCGCAGUGUGCGAGAUCGCCAAGAUCUUUGAGAGCAGCCUGUGUGAACAACAAGCGGAGCUAGCGCAUAAAGCAGAGGAGAUCUCCAUCCUCCGUGGCAAGCUGGAGAAGGUCGAGAGGAGGCAGAAGGCGAAGGGUGGACUUAGCGAGGAAGCAGAGAUGUCAUCAGGAGACAGAGAGGGCAGCUUGAGACAGCAGAGCCUGACUGGAUCAGCACCAGAGGUUUUAUCACACUCCUCUUGCACAGGACUGAGUGUGGAAAAGGAUGUGUCCUCUCAUUCAGACCCAGUGGAAGGACUCAGUCAGAGCCUCAGCGGGCUGAAACAGGAGGUCACGGGCCAGGAUGGAACUUCAGUAAAGCAUGAGCGUUCUGGAUCUCGGCUUUCCCUGGGGUCUGUUGAAGUCCAAGCCACAGAGGGAUGCCUUGCUACUGUGGUCCAGAGGCAGAUGGAUACCCUGUCUGCUACUCAAGCCAAGGCCAAAUUGUCCCAUUGGGACCCGGGUAGCCGCGGUACAGACCACAGACUCCUCCAGGAUCAAGCCUCCACCCCUUUUCUGUCCAUCUCCCAGAGUGGGCGUUGCUCUCCCAGGCCUGAUCCAAGUCUAGCUCAACCAGGAGAGUGGUUACCAGGGUUGGACACCACACGAGGUGGGGUGCCCCGCCUGGAGAACUCUCAGGCAGAUGGCACCAGCUGCUCUGGUCAAGCUACCAGCAGCACUUGCACAGACGCAUCGUGCUUCCGACCUGGUUUUGGCUCUGACGAGACCAGUAACGAAGAUGACGAUGGCUCUUUCCCUUUCCUGGACCAGGAGCCCGAGAACCAGAGCUCCAAUCAGAACUCCGUGCAGGGCCAGGGCGAGGGCCAGAGGGGGGCUCGGCAAGUUCCACCCCAAGCCCCCACAGGUCAAUCAUCGUGGAGACCCAGAGACGAUAGGGGUGGGAGAGGCCCCAACAAUCACACACGGCGGGUCACAUCUUUUGGCAACAGAGACCCUCUCCGACCACAGCCUAAUUCACAGUCACUCACGCUGCGACAUACAAACAAUCUCAGCCACCCUGCAGCUCCUGGUGGAGGGAGUGGACGACCUUACACCUGUCCAUACUGUACCAAGUGUUUUACCUACCCCUCCCACCAGCGCAGACACCUUUUACGCCACACUGGAGUCAGACUGCAUCCUUGUCAGUUUUGCGACAAGAGCUUCCUCACUCCCUCUGAGCUUACUGUGCACACUCGCACACACACAGGGGAGCGGCCUUUUGGCUGCGCGCAGUGUGGUAAACGAUUUGCCCGCAGCGGGAACUUGAGAGCCCACCAACGGGACGUUCACAUGGGGAAGAGGCCCUUUGCUUGCACAGAGUGUGGGAAGAGAUUUGCCCACAGGGGGAACCUGAGGGUGCACAAUCACAGAGUCCAUCAAGGAGAUCCCUACUAUAUGGAUGAUCAGCAGGAGGCCGACAUUGUCCCCAAUCCCAUUUGAAAACGUUAAAAAAAAAAAUUAUGGUUCUGCACUUUAGUGUUGUUUGCAACAUAGGAAACUUGAAGUAGGAACUUGUUUCAGGACUGCCUGUUUUGACUCUCAUAAACGUAUUACUGAACAGUAAGUAUUUAGGGAUUUUGUUUUAAUUGUUUUGAUGUUGUACAUGGUCAAAGUAUACUUUAUUUGAGUGCCAAUUUUAUUUUCAAAUUAUUAAAUAUUGGAAUUAUGGGUCACACUUUAAAGGGAGAGAUUUGAGUUUAUCUGUACUGUGAAUGGGACAUAAUCACCAUUUAAUAAGAAAUAUUGGCUAUUGUCGUAAAGACAAGAAUUUUUCUUCAGGGUGACCCAAUCUUCCAGUGAUGUUCUUCCCUAUCAGUGAAAAGUUAUUGAAUGUCUGAAUGCAUUUUUAUUACUCGAAUUGAAAGAAUUGCAAAAUAAUAUUUUUCAUAAAGUGAAGAAUGUCUAGUUGGUAUUAGAUUUAGACAUGUGGCAUGCAGUCGUAGGAUAGCAUGUCUCUUCCUUCACUUUACUAUCUCCUCAAACUUUGAUUUUGAUCGUGUGUAAAAUGGAAAUGUGUUAAUGGAGCAAGUACCCAAUUGUGUUAUUAAAGAAGAUCUGUGCUUUUCCA
Scatophagus argus is the source of this 6374-nucleotide messenger RNA. Its product is annotated as zinc finger protein 13-like. Gene Ontology annotation, molecular function: RNA polymerase II cis-regulatory region sequence-specific DNA binding; DNA-binding transcription activator activity, RNA polymerase II-specific. The record is from RefSeq and is a predicted model, not a curated record. Bases 4061 to 5746 code for a protein of 561 amino acids. Gene Ontology annotation, biological process: regulation of transcription by RNA polymerase II. The transcript is spliced from 8 exons. Gene Ontology annotation, cellular component: nucleus. NCBI's taxonomy places the organism in Eukaryota, Metazoa, Chordata, Actinopteri, Scatophagidae.